AUGUAUGGUCCUGGUGAUCCCACUAAAAUCACCGGCCUUCCCCUCUCCAAGAAGGACGUCGUCCGCAAGGCCAAGGAUCGCUUCCCCACCAUUCACGCAGAGCGGCGAGGCCCUUGCGUGAAGCGUGCGCUUGAUUCUUUCGAUCCAGAUCCGCCAGCGGGCUCUGAGAGUUCCGCGAGGACCUCAACCCCUCCUCCUCACUCAAGCCCGGCACCUUCUGGUGCCGGCAACACCUCUGCCUCCCCUCUGGGGGGCACUACAAGUUCGGGGCGUGCGGCCCCUACACCGCCUGAACACCGCACGGAGGAGGAGUUCGUCUCCCCUCCCGAAAACCAAGAUACCGACGCCAGCAACAUCGGCGCCGAGGAAGAAGCUGCUGGGCGGGCGGAACCUUUGGUUCCUCCCGUCCUUGAAAAGAAGAAAACUUCCGCGCCGGGAACUUCCAACCUGGGUGACGCGCCUAGCGCUCCCCCAUCUCCACGAACUGCUCCAACGCCACCGCCGGAUGCCCCUCGCACGAAGCCAUCCGGGGCUGCUCCAACUGCGCCGCCGCCCAAGACUUCCAAGCUCAUCAAGGGGAAGGCGACGGCCUCCAACGCCCCUUCCGGUGAUCAGCAGCCCCUGGUGCUGCACGUCUCCAAGGCCGCCAGCGCUGCUAGCGAGAAGGCCACCGGCCUGCUCGGCCGGAUCACUGAGUUCCAGCGCGGGGGCCGGGAGCUGGGGCAUCUGCUGCCCUACGCCCAGAAGUGGAACGCUGCGGAUAUGACUCCGGCGACCCGCGGUAUGGGCAAGGAUAGGCUGCCGGCACCUGACCCUGUUGGGGACCGGUCUUCCGAGGAGCACUUCAUGCGGCUUCGCCGCGCCGUGAAGGAGCUCGACAGCGCGUGGUACGAUUCCACGAACAAUCUGAGGCUCACGGCUGACGCUCGGAAGGUCCUCUUUGAGGAGCUUCUAUGGGAGCAUCGGGAUCUUGCUGAGGCACAUGACAAGUGCCAAGUGAUCCCGGAAGCUUCCAUUGAAGCCCUCAAGGAGCAGCUCGCCGCCGCCCAACGGGAGAAGGAGCAGCUCAUCCGGCAGCACCAGGAGGAGCUUGGCGCUCAGAAGACCAGCUACCAGGAGCUCAAGGCUCAGCUCAUCCAGCUGGGUCUUGACCAUGCCAAGGCGCUAAAGGCUGCUGAAGCCGACGCAGCGGCCAAGAUGCAUGAAGCUCUUGAGGAUGCCGGCAACUCCAAUAUGGUGUUGCAGGCCGAGCUGGAGGAGGCCGCCAAGGCGCUGAAAACUAUCGAGGAUAAGGCCGCGCGGCUGGAGGCGGAGCAGAAGGAAUAUGACCGGUUAAUCACGCAAACUGAUGCGCAUGCCUUCCGCCUCUUCCCGGAAUCCCAGACGUUUGCCAUAAAGAGGGUUGAGGAGCACCGCGUUGGCCAGGCCCAGGCGAAUCUUGGCGUGCCAUGGACCCCCUAUGACCAUCUGGUUGCGCUGAACGCGCGGGUGUCUCACAUGCGCGCCAUUGAUCGGAAUCUCUCUGAUAUUCCUGAUGUAGCCACCCAGCUCUUCAGGACUCUGUGGCCUGGCGAAGUGGUGCCAGAUACCUUCACCUUGAUGAGCGACCGCCUCAAGGGUGCCGGCAAGAGGAUCCGCGAAUGGCAGUGCUCCGCUGCCCGCGCUGGGGCAGAUUCUGCACUCCGCGUCGCCUGCUCUUGGUAUCCGGAGUUGAACCUGGACGCCCUCACCGGAGUGCGCGAAGGCGCGGAAACCGAUCUGGACCCGAUCCUCACCGCCAAGCGGCAAGAUCGCGCGUACCACAUCGCGGAGUACGCCGACAUGCGCACCUUCAUCCCUCCCCCUCCUGACAUCAAAGACUAUCUCGACGAGGAGGAGGAUGAAGCCGAUGAGGAGCCUCUGGACGAUGCUGGUGCUGGCGAUGCUCCUCCGGAAGCCCCCGCCGCUCGAUGAUCUUCUGCUAAAUGUUUGCCUGUGAUAUGUCUGUUGGUCCUGCUUGUCUUAAAACAAUGCCCGUUAAAUUCUACCCCGGUA
This is a messenger RNA of Lolium perenne, 2034 nucleotides long. The record is from RefSeq and is a predicted model, not a curated record. NCBI's taxonomy places the organism in Eukaryota, Viridiplantae, Streptophyta, Magnoliopsida, Poales, Poaceae.